UUACAAUUGAUACAUAAGCAGUAAUCUUCCGAUUCCUAAAACGCACAUGUUCUAAGUGAAAUUAUUAAAAAAUAAUUAAAAUGUUACGCCAGGACAGUCCAAUUUACUUUCAGUGAAAUCUGCAGAGGAUGUGGUGAUAUCUAGAAUUCAUACGACAGCCCCUACUGGAGUAUCGCUUCGAAUUUUUCGUUUUCAUGGAAUUGUUCCUGAAAGGGCUGGCCUUGUUUAUUGUGGUUUCACGGUGGGGGUUGGGUUCUUGGAAAUAUUGGCACUGAAAAUUCGUUUGCUACUCACAUGUGCGAACAAGCCAACUGUGUUGUUGUUAGCGUUGAUUACCGAAUAGGGCCCAAAACCCCAUUUCCUGCUUGCAUAGAUGACGGUUGGGAAUCUCUACUAUAUUGUUAUGAAAAUGCUGAUGCCAUUGGGAUCAAUAUAAAAAAAUUGGCCAUCGGAGGCUCGUCUCCUGGGGGUAACAUUUCUUCUAUCCUGUGUCAUAAAAUUGGAAGCAUCUCAAGUUAUUUUUCCACCUCCUGUUCUCCAACUCUUGAUCGUCCCUGUUUGCGCUAAUACAGCUAAUACUCAUCUAUCUUGGAGGAUAUUUAAGAAUAGUCCUCAAUUACCAGCAGAAAAAUUGACGUGGUAUAAAAUAGUUAUAGUUCAUUUCUUAAUCUGGAAAAUCAAUAACCUUCAUGUUAACAUAAUCUAUACCUCCAUUUUUAUUGAAACCUUGUUAUCUAACAAAAUCCCUGG
Messenger RNA from Schizosaccharomyces octosporus yFS286, 750 nucleotides. Its product is annotated as carboxylesterase. Gene Ontology annotation, molecular function: hydrolase activity. The record is from RefSeq and is a predicted model, not a curated record. NCBI's taxonomy places the organism in Eukaryota, Fungi, Ascomycota, Schizosaccharomycetes, Schizosaccharomycetales, Schizosaccharomycetaceae. Bases 295 to 567 code for a protein of 90 amino acids. The transcript has a single exon.